GCAGACCACAUGCUAUGUUCUGGUUAGCCUCUUGUUUGUUAAAAACUUGAAUUGUAACCAGGCUCCUUCCUUGAAAAGGAAGGCGCUAGGGCCCUGGAGUGAGAUGAUGGCUUUGUUGUGUGACCACAGAGGCUGGUUACGUACUAAUUUCCUCUAGGGCUUGUGAUGAAGUCAGUAAACCACAGCCUUCAACAUGUUCUCUUCAGGCGGCAGCAGUUGCUUCUCGGUGGUGUCUCGGCCAUGACACACAUUUGACAUGCCUUCCCUUAACUCACUCAUAGACUGUCUCUCUUGCCCUGCAGCAUGGACCAAAGAGAAAUUCUGCAGAAGUUCCUGGAUGAGGCCCAAAACAAGAAAAGUAACAAAGCGGAGUUUGCCAAUGAAUUUCUGAAGCUGAAAAAACAAUCUACCAAGUACAAGGCAGAAAAAACCUAUCCCACAACUGUCGCUGAGAGGCCUGAGAAUAUCAAGAAAAACAGAUAUAAGGAUAUCUUGCCCUAUGAUCAUAGCCGAGUAGAGCUGUCCCUGAUAACAUCUGAUCAGAAUUCCAGCUACAUCAAUGCCAGCUUCAUUAAGGGAGUUUAUGGACCCAAGGCUUAUAUUGCCACCCAGGGGCCCUUGUCUACAACUCUCCUGGACUUCUGGAGGAUGAUUUGGGAGUACAGUGUUCUGAUCAUUGUUAUGGCAUGCAUGGAGUUUGAAAUGGGGAAGAAAAAGUGUGAGCGCUACUGGGCUGAGCCAGGAGAGACACAACUCCAACUUGGCCCUUUCUCCAUAUCCUGUGAAGCUGAAAAUAGAAAAUCUGAUUAUAUAAUCAGGACUCUAAAAGCCAAGUUCAACAGUGAAACUCGAACUAUCUACCAGUUUCAUUACAAGAAUUGGCCAGACCACGAUGUGCCUUCAUCUAUAGACCCUAUUCUUGAGCUCAUCUGGGAUGUGCAUUUUUACCAAGGGGAAGACAGUGUUCCCAUAUGCAUUCACUGCAGUGCCGGUUGUGGAAGGACUGGUGUUAUCUGUGCUAUUGAUUAUACAUGGAUGUUGCUAAAAGAUGGGAUAAUUCCUGAGAACUUCAGUGUUUUUAGUUUGAUCCAGGAAAUGCGAACACAGAGGACUUCAUUAGUUCAAACUAAGGAACAGUAUGAACUGGUCUACAAUGCUGUAUUAGAACUAUUUAAGAGACAGAUGGAUGUUAGCAGGGAUAAACACUCUGGAACAGAGAUUCAAGCAAAAUAUUCAGUUCCUGAACAAAAUCCCACUCUAGGAGCAGACUCUUAUUCUCCUAAGUUACCAAAAGACAGCAUAAAUGAAGCAAAAAUAAUGAACCAACAGAACAAACUAAAGAUAAGGGGGAAAACUGCAGAAGCUGCUUCCUUUGACCUCAAGACUUCUGAAAUAAGUGAAAAGGGUGCAUUAGUUUUGCACCCUGCUAAACAGAGCAGUUCUUUUGACUUUUUGGAGCUAAACUGUAGUUGUAACAAAAACGCUGACAAACUCGUGAAAUGGGAGACAAAGGCAUUUCCAAUAGCUGGGGAGCCUCUUCAGAAGCAUCAAAGUUUAGACUUGAGCACCAUUUUGUUUGAAACAUGUCCUAAUUCUAAACCUGUAAAUGCAGCAGGAAGAUAUUUUAAUUCAAAGGGGCCAAUAAUGAGGACCAAAUCAACUCCCUUUGAAUUGAUACAACAGAGAGGCACCAAAGAGUUGGACAUCAAGGAAAAUUUUCCUCAUUUGGAAUCUCAACUGCACAAUUCUUGUCUUGAGCAGGCUCAAAAAGUGAUGCAUGUUUCUUCAGCAGAACUGAAUUAUUCACUGCCAUAUGACUCUAAGCACCAAACGUGUAAUGCCUCUAAUGCAAAGCAGCAUGACUCUAGUGCUUCUAAGGUAUAUUCUUACAUGUCUUUAGUAGAAGAUCCUUAUUUUUCAUCAUUGUCUUCAAGUAUUGCUGGAUCUAAGAUGUCUCUUGAUUUACCUGAGAAGAAAGAUGAAACUGUUUUACCUUGUUCUUCAUUGCCAACAUCCUCUACAACCCUCUUUUCUUAUUACAAUUCACAUGAUCCUUUAGCACUAAAUCCUCCGACCAAUUUUCCCCCACCACUGAACCAAGAGACAGCAGCAAUAGCAACUUCUCUAAGGAUAGAUGACGAAAUCCCCCCUCCACUUCCUGAACGGACACCUGAAUCAUUUAUUGUGGUCGAGGAAGCUGAAGAAUUCCCACUGAGUGUUCCCAAAUCCUUAUCCUCAGCUGUAAAGGUAAAAAUUGGAACAUCACUAGAAUGGAGUGGAACAUCUGAAUCAAAGAAAUUUGAUGACUCUGUGAGACUUAGACCAACCAAGAGUGUAAAACUCCGGAGUCUCAAACCAGAUCUACAUCAAGAUCGUUCUUCUUCCCCGCCACCUCCACUCCCAGAAAGAACCCCUGAAUCCUUCUUUCUUGCUGAUGAAGAUUGUAUGCAGGCUCAAUCUAUAGAGACUUAUUCUACUAGCUGUCCUAAUACCAUGGAAAAUUCAACAUCUUCAAAACAGACAUUGAAGACUCCUGGAAAAAAUUUCACAAGGAGUAAGAGUUUGAAAAUUUUGCGAAACAUGAAAAAGAGUAUCUGUAAUUCUUCCCGACCAAACAAGCCUGCAGACUCUGUUCAGUCAAAUAACUCCAGGUCCUUUCUGAAUCUUGGUUUUGCAAAUCGUUUUUCAAAACCCAAAGGACCAAGGGACCCACCAUCAACUUGGAAUAUUUAACACAACUUUGGAAUAUAGGCUGCAAGUGCAUCUGUAAAUAAAACUAAUAAAAUAUUGCUAGCUAAAAUAAGUGCUCUAUAUUCAUAAUUUCAACAAUGAAGAUAUGGUAACGUGCUAAUGGCUUUUACAAGAAAAGCAAUACUCAAAUAAGUGCCAGAAGUGUUACACUUUCAUUGGGUUGGAAACCCCAAAUAAAAGUUUGUCACUUGAGCUUAUGUGGAGAAUGCUGUAUGAGAAACAGUUUUAGAAUGGACUUACUUUUCAUUUUUGGAAGUUAUUUUUAUUCUAAUUUUCUACAUAAAUAUGAACUUUGAAAGAUUUCUAAGAAUUGGAUCUCAAUUAAAUGUCUACAUUGCCAGAAUUUACUAUAAAACAUGUUAAAAAAAAUCUUAGCUUGUGGUUGCAGCACAAAAUUACUGCUUGUGACAGUGACUAUUCCCUGGGAGUUAUUUUUGCCUAAAUAAAGCAUACCUUGCACAUCUUCCCAAACGUUGUGGGAAACUAGAGUAGUAAGAAGCUAUAUUUAAGAAAAUAAAAUAUGUAAAUAAUGACAAUCAUUAUUUUAUUUGGAUAUACCAACUAACAAGAUGUUCAACUACAUUUCUGAUAAGUUUUAACCAAAAUUAUUAAAUUACCAAAUCUAGAAGAGUAAUCGACAAAACAGCUAUCUGGCAGCAUUUUCUUCAUUUCAAACGUCCUACAUAAACAUGUGCAACAUAUCCAACCAAUUAGAAGUACUGCUAGAUUAAAAAAAUUUCUAUAUGAAGAUGGAUCUACCUUAAGAAAAUCUGAUCUUUCAAAUCUAAUUUUAUGUUACAAAUAAGUUAGUGGGUAAUUAUUACAAAGGAUUCCCGAGUUCUCAUAAUGAUUUACCUUUUUUAAAAUUAAAAAAAGGUUUACAACUUUUAGAAACAUGAAAUACUUAAACAGCAUUUGUACUUCAAUAUUUUUCAUUAGGAAGCCUAACGAUAGCGCAAAUUGGAUGAAAUAUUAUUACCUGUUUAUUGUAGUACAAUGUACACAGUAGGUGCUCAGUAAACCUUUUUGUUUUUAA
Messenger RNA from Ceratotherium simum simum (southern white rhinoceros), 3787 nucleotides. It is a transcript of the gene PTPN22, whose product is annotated as protein tyrosine phosphatase non-receptor type 22. The record is from RefSeq and is a predicted model, not a curated record. Gene Ontology annotation, biological process: protein dephosphorylation; negative regulation of T cell activation; T cell receptor signaling pathway. Gene Ontology annotation, molecular function: non-membrane spanning protein tyrosine phosphatase activity. Gene Ontology annotation, cellular component: cytoplasm; nucleus. Lineage: Eukaryota; Metazoa; Chordata; Mammalia; Perissodactyla; Rhinocerotidae.